UGCACGUUUUGUAUCGUGCACUUUACGCGAUUCGCGUUGAUUGUAGCUUGGUAUUCAAAUUAUUUAACUUUAUAAUUGAUAAUUUCUUCAUUGUUACAGAGUAUAAAAUACUAGAGAAAAUAAUUUUAUAGACUACGUAUAUGUGUAUAAUGUUUGAUUGAGAAAAGUGUAAAAUUUAGAAUUUAUAUCGUCAACUAUGCAGAAAAAAGCCAGAAAGACAAGGCGUCAGCUGUUGGCAUCCAAGGCAGCAGUACAACAACAGUUAAUUAACAAGGCAAAUGCUUUGACAAAUCCUUUGGAAACUUUAGACAAAUUCCAUGAAUAUAUUACAACAGAUUAUACGAUAAAAUUGUCUUGUAUUAGAGCAAAAGAUGCACAGCCGGAAUGCCUUUCUUGGAUAUUUGACAUUAUGGAGAGAAACAUGAAAGAUAUGUAUGAACAGUCUACUUGGGGUUGGGACGCAGCUGAGAAACAAGCAGAACUAACAGAAGAAAUGGCUUGGUACUUAAUAGCAUCGUGUAAUGAUAAAUUUUUAGGCUUUUCACAUUUCCGAUUUGAUAUCGACAAUGGCGAUGUAGUAUUAUAUUGCUAUGAAUUACAAUUGGAAUCAGAGAUUAGACGUAAAGGUCUUGGCCGUUUUAUGAUGUCAGCUCUGGAAUCUAUGGCAUAUCAGAAUCAAAUGUUGAAAAUUGUUUUAACAGUUUUUAAACGCAAUCUGUCGGCGAUACAAUUCUUCUAUACGCUUGGAUUUAAGUUAGACAAUUCGAGUCCAACAUCAGCACACUUGGAUUAUAUAAUCUUGAGUAAACAAAAUUUACGUGGAUAAAAAGAAAAAAUAUGCUGGGUUUUUCUUUUAUAUUUUCUUCCUGAUUAAGACUGCGUUUUAUGAAACAAAAUCGGCAAUAUUUGAUGUGGACACAAAUUUAUAAUGGGCGA
Molecule: messenger RNA, 936 nt
Organism: Camponotus floridanus (Florida carpenter ant)
Lineage: Eukaryota; Metazoa; Arthropoda; Insecta; Hymenoptera; Formicidae
Gene: Naa40
Product: N-alpha-acetyltransferase 40
Exons: 4
Coding region: 197-826 (209 amino acids)
Cellular component (GO): nucleus
Molecular function (GO): histone H2A acetyltransferase activity; histone H4 acetyltransferase activity; protein N-terminal-serine acetyltransferase activity
Source: RefSeq, a predicted model, not a curated record